GUUAUCUCUGAAACACAUUGAAGUUCGAGAAUCAUUGGAAACGGAUGUAACGUCAGCCACACUUUCCAGUCGGUCUUUCCGGAAAGCUUCGCAACAUGGGUCGUGUGAGGACGAAAACUGUGAAGAAAGCAGCUCGUGUUAUAAUUGAGAAAUAUUACACUAAGCUAACGCUUGACUUUCACACAAACAAACGGAUAUGCGAGGAAAUUGCGAUAAUCCCCAGCAAGCCACUAAGAAAUAAAAUUGCGGGAUUUGUGACACAUCUCAUGAAGCGAUUGAGACAUAGCCAAGUCAGAGGUAUUUCAAUCAAACUACAGGAAGAAGAACGUGAAAGGCGUGAUAAUUAUGUUCCAGAGGUGUCUGCUUUGGAGCAGGAUAUUAUUGAAGUUGACCCAGAAACGAAAGACAUGUUGAAGAUGUUGGACUUCAACAACAUCACGGGACUUCAACUUACUCAGCCAGCAACACAAGGAUUUGGCAGACGCCCGUGAACUUUUGUUACUUGCUUUUGCUUAUGUAUCAAUAAAGCUUACAAAUAAUGAAA
Molecule: messenger RNA, 544 nt
Organism: Schistocerca gregaria
Lineage: Eukaryota; Metazoa; Arthropoda; Insecta; Orthoptera; Acrididae
Gene: RpS17
Product: 40S ribosomal protein S17
Exons: 4
Coding region: 96-491 (131 amino acids)
Biological process (GO): translation
Cellular component (GO): ribosome
Molecular function (GO): structural constituent of ribosome
Source: RefSeq, a predicted model, not a curated record